This is a messenger RNA of Fonsecaea pedrosoi CBS 271.37, 1809 nucleotides long. RefSeq lists its product as uncharacterized. The transcript is spliced from 8 exons. Lineage: Eukaryota; Fungi; Ascomycota; Eurotiomycetes; Chaetothyriales; Herpotrichiellaceae. Gene Ontology annotation, molecular function: N,N-dimethylaniline monooxygenase activity; NADP binding; flavin adenine dinucleotide binding. The record is from RefSeq and is a predicted model, not a curated record. Bases 1 to 1809 code for a protein of 602 amino acids.
AUGUCUCCAGGAAAGGAGGGUGAAGGCUUUCCCGCCCAGAAUAUAUCGUUAGACUCCAAGUACGACUCUCACGGCUGGCUUGUUGAAAAUGAAAAAGGUUAUAGAAUCAUUGAGGAUCACUUCGGAGCUCAUCGCAAACUGCGAGUUAUCCACAUCGGUGCUGGUGCGUCGGGGAUUUGCUUUUCGAAAUUUGCCGGGGAAGAACAUGAGAACAUCGACCUACAGAUCUACGAGAAGAAUGACGAUAUUGGCGGGACCUGGCUCGAAAAUAGAUAUCCAGGGUGUGCUUGCGACAUUCCCUCCGUUUGUUAUCAAUUUACCUGGGAUCGGAAUCCCGAGUGGUCUCAAUACUACUCGGAAUCACCAGAGAUCUGGAAAUACUUCAAAGGCGUUGUUGAGAGACACGACCUUAUGAAAUACAUUAAACUUCGACACAAAGUGGUUGCAGCAAAAUGGCAUCAGGAAGACGGACUUUGGCACGUUCGAGUUCAAGACGAAGAGCAUGGAAAUGAAUUCAACGACACGUGCCAUGUCCUAGUCAACGGCGGUGGCAUCUUGAAUAAUUGGAAGUGGCCAGAUAUUCCUGGCCUUCAUUCAUUUCGAGGUGUCCUCCAACACAGUGCACACUUUACCGAAGGACUCGACCUAAAGGGUAAGAAAGUCGCCGUCAUUGGAACUGGCAGCAGCGGGAUCCAAAUUGUCGCGAAGAUUGCUCAGGAAGUGGAACACCUCUAUACCUGGAUCCGGUCGCCUACCUGGAUUACAGCUGGCUUCGCUCAGAAAUUCGCCUCCGAGGGUGGAGGAAACUUUCAAUACACGCCGGAACAAAAGCAGCUCUUUAAAGACAACCCGAAGCUCUACUUGAAGUAUUCAAAAAUGAUCGAGUCAGAGUUAAAUCAAAGAUUCAAGUUCAUUUUAAAGAACACCCCGGAGUCCAAAGCGGCUAGGGAAUACGCAAUCUCCGAAAUGAAGCAGAAGCUGGCACAUGAUGAGGCUUUGAUCGAGGCGAUCAUCCCGAAAAAUUUUGACGUGGGAUGUCGAAGACCAACUCCAGGAAAUGGGUUUCUGGAAGCUUUGAACCAGGAGAAUGUGACUGUAUUCACCCAUUUCAUGAAGGCCAUCACUCCGACAGGGUUCAUCGACAACAGUGGCCAAGAACAUCAAGUUGAUGUUAUUAUUUGUGCAACUGGAUUCAAUACCACAUGGAUCCCACGCUUCCCCGUCGAGGCAAAUGGUGAGACUCUGGCAAAGCUAUGGCGUGAUGAAGCUACGUCGUAUAUUUCGGUAGCUCCUCCUAACAUCCCGAACUACUAUAUGAUGGGCGGACCGUACGGGCCCCUUGGCCAUGGUUCGUUCUUACCAAUCUUGGAGUCACUGGCACGAUACAUCCUCCAGAUCAUCGAGAAGAUGCAGGUCGACCGCAUCAAAUCGCUAACUCCCAAGCCUGAAGUCAUUUCUCAAUUCAAGGAACAUGCAGACCUCUACCUGCAACGAACUGCGUGGGUUUCUGGGUGUAGCAGUUGGUUUAAACAAGGACGUGUGGACGGCCCGCUACCGAUGUUUCCGGGGAGUCGUCUCACAUACCUGAAGCUGCUUGAGAGACCGAGGUUUGAGGACUACAAUAUUGAAUAUUGUAACAAGUUGAACAUGUUUGAGUUCCUGGGUGACGGUUUCGAAGUUCGAGAGUUCGACGGCAGGGAUCUAUCCUACUAUCUUGGUCUCGUCGACGAGAAGGAUGUGCAAAUUGACCUGGAGGCCGACCUGUCCACUGAUCUGGCUGCGCUGAUUCCCCAGGCAUCAAAAGCGUGA